This is a messenger RNA of Cherax quadricarinatus, 4800 nucleotides long. The record is from RefSeq and is a predicted model, not a curated record. Lineage: Eukaryota; Metazoa; Arthropoda; Malacostraca; Decapoda; Parastacidae.
AUUAAAAGAAGAAGGGAAGCAACCCCGGAAAAGGACUUGACACCUCAAGUCCUAAUGGAAGGGGAUUCCCCUUCUAAACACUAAAACCAUCCAGUCUCCCCUCCUCCCAUCCCAUCAAUCAUCACCACAUCUUCAAUAAAGAUGUCGGGACAGAAAGCUAUAAAUUUUCCCAUACAGAAGACACGGUCUUUAAGAGUCAAGUCUGAUGAGUCUGUCACUUCAGUGGCUCGCAGUGUUAGUCCUCAUGGUGGCAAAAGGAAAUCAGUAAACAAAGUAGCACAAUCACCUGACAAAACUAAUAUUCCAUCCAGACUUGAAGUUGCAUGUGGCAGCUAUCGAAGGUCUUCACGACAUUCAGAAAAACCAUCCAAACUCGUCGAAAUCCACGAAAAUCCAGAGAGAGCAUCGCAUAGGCGAAAUAUUUUCCAUAGCCCAGAGAAGACAUCCCAGAAGCCAAAAAUACUCGCAAAACAUAAUGAAGAAGAAGAAGAGGAGAGAGAGAAAGGUUCGUUGACACCAAGCAAACGAAAGUCAGGCAUAAUAUUACCAGAUUCUGAAAAUGAUUUGAGUCUUACCAAGAGACUGGUUGUCACCCUGCACCAGCUACCUCUGGAUAGUAUCCAUCUUACGCCAUCUAAAGUUUGUCGUAAACUGAUCUCAGAUAGUACAAGUGAGGAAAACACUUGUCCCUUGUCUCCUAAAAAGACUACACAAAGUUGUAAACCUUGAGGCCCAUUUCAGGAUGCCUCUCCAAGUAGGUCAUCCAGCACUGCAGAGCCUAAAUUAACAAGUGUCUGUACACCUCAAAAAUAUCCACUAUCAUCAUCUAGUAUAACCAAUACCUGUAAGUUGUCAGGAAGUGUGAACAGUACUGGUAAAUCUUCAGAAAGUGUGAAAGGUACUGGUAAAUCUUCAGAAAGUGUGAACAGUACUGGUAAAUCUUCAGAAAGUGUGAAAAGUACCUGUAAGUCUUCAGAAAGUGUGAACAGAGUGAUUUUUCAGAGCCCUAGAAAAUGUACAGUGAAGUGCCAUAAUUUGAACAGUCCAGUGAAAACACUCAAACGUCUUGAUGAAAACCGAUCCUUGAGAUCACCUAGGAAACACUUUGACGAUGACAGUGUAAGACGGUCACCACGCAAGUUCAACCAAGAAAAUGUCCUCAGCCCUCGUAGAAGCCCGAGAAAGCUGGCACAGUCUCCUUUCAAAGUCAACAGCCCGGCCUCGCUGGUGUCAAAACUUUCUCUUGAGAGUUCAGCCAAUGCCAGAACGGAUGUAGCUGUCAGACUUUUUAAACCUGACGUGACAGCUUACCUGGCAGUGCUUCAGUGUUUGAACACAGGCACUCGACCAGUACUGAUUGUCGAUAGAAGCCAAAACAAUGAAAUCGGAAUUUUCUUACACAAACCCAAAUUUCUAACACCAUACCUGGCCUCACCCUACGUCUCAGGUCCUCCAGGCACUGGCAAAACUGCUUCUUUAAAUUACAUUCUUGACAGCUUACAAGUUAACAAGAUAAGAAGAAUAUUUGUGAACUGCAUGACUGUGAAGACGUCAGGGGCCAUAUACAAAGCAAUAGUGUCCGGCCUCAAGCUGACAGUAUCUGGUACUGACAGAGAGAACCUGAGGACUGUUGAGAGAGCAUUAACAUCAUCCAAGAUCCCAGUAUUGAUUAUGCUUGAUGAAGUGGAUCAACUGGAUAGCAAGAAUCAGGAAGUGUUGUACACAAUAUUUGAGUGGCCAUCUCUAGCAGGCUCCACACUGGUGCUGGUGGGCAUUGCCAACUCUCUGGAUCUCACUGAUCGCAUCCUGCCUCGCCUCCAGGCACGACCUUCAUUCAAGCCCAAGCUGCUCCACUUUCCACCCUAUACUAGGGCUGAGAUCAUCAAAAUUAUUAAUCAACGUUUACAAGAGGCCGGAUUGGGAAACCUGCAAGUGAUUCGACCCAAUGCCAUCCAGUUUCUGGCUGGGAAAGUUGCAUCGGUGGCAGGAGACGUGAGGAAGGCCUUGGAUGUGUGCAGACGAGCUGUGGAACUCUGUGAGAUUCAGGCACGUAAACAAACGCUAUUGAAGCCUUCUAAUGGGAGUCCUCGCAAAUCUCCGCUCAAACGCCAGGAAAACACAGUACCAAAGGUAGUGGAAAUACCACAGGUGUUGUCUAUCUUCAAUGAGGUGUAUGGGUCGCGUGUGAUCACCGCAGUGACGGAGGCUCCUGAGAGCUUCCCUUUACAACAGAAGGUCAUAGUGUGUUGCCUUCUGCUUAUUAUCAAAUAUGGAAGGACCAAAGAUGUUACCCUUGGGAAGUUUCACGAGGUCUAUAUACGGGUUUGCAAGAAACGUCAAAUGCCGGGUAUGGAUCAGACGGAAUUCUUGUCAGUGUGUACGUUAUUGGAGUCGCGGGGUAUGGUGCAGGUCAAGCGUGCUAAAGAAUUGCGCAGUUCUAAGAUAAGCCUGAGAUUGAAUGCAGAGGAAGCGGAACAUGCUCUUGGUGACCGGACUCUCCUGGCCAGUGUGUUGGAAGACAAGCAGAGUUUAGGGAAACUGUGCAAAGCUUAGUCAUGUAGAAUAUAGGAAGGUUGACACCAACGUUAGUGUUGGAAUAUUUAUUUUAUGAAGUAAGGAUGUGGUGACUGCCACUUGGUAUUGCUCAGUGGUGACUGCUACUUGGUAUUGCUCAGUGGUGACUGCCACCUGGGGCUGCUCAGUGGUGACUGCCACCUGGUACUGCUUAGUGGUAGAGGAGACAAUUCACAACCGACCCACAAUUCAGAGAGGAAGCUGUGUAACGUUGUAGACCAUUCUGGACCUCGAUAAAGUCCUGGCUUAAUAGUGGUCCAGUAUAGAUGCAAUUGGAUUGUGAAUUUUUCCAGUACUAAUGGUAUUUUGAAUAGUCUCGUAAAAGAGGUUAGUCUCAGCACUCAAAUUCUCUGUAUCUCCCACUAAAGACUACUUUUCUUCAGCUUGAGUGGGAGACUACCCAGUGAUGGAGAAGCCAGUCAUAUUUUUUAUGACCUAAUGCUUAUUCUUUUUACUUUAUUAUGACACAUCUUUUAGAAGUACAAAAACAUUCUUGAGAAUUGGCAUUGAUAAGAGCACUGUAUGACCCAUGAGGGUUUGUGCUUUCUAUAUAAUAUUAAUGGUACUUAUAAUUGUAACCCAUUUGAUUCUUUUUUUUUUAAAUUGUUCACAUCACACGGACUUAAAAUAUUCCCACUUCCUCCAGCUACUGUCUUGCUGCAGUGUUUAAGACCAGGUAAAAGUGUUGGCACCACUAUACUCUGGUAAAUUCUCCUUUUUAGCCUCCCCUUUUACCUCGUAUAAUGGAACUAUGCAUACACUCUGCCAAACAUAUGGUACCUGUAUUUCUGUCAUUCACACAUUGAUCAAAUGUGUCAACCACAACCAAACAAUAUCCACAUCUGCUUUUAACAUCUUUUGUUUUAGUCCCACACAUUCCAGCUGCUGCUUUAACCCCCUUUCAUUUUACCCAUUGCUUCAUGCACUUUACCACAUCUGACUGUCUUACUCUAAGAUGUUAUUCCUCCUGCCCUAUGUCUGAAAUCAUUACCUCUCUUUCAUUAUCAUCAUUUAUCAGCCCCAUCUUUACAGCACUCCAUUUCUCUGUCUAAUAUCUCCCUUUUGUUUUUAACUUCCUAGUUCAUUUGUUUCCAAAUGUUCUCAGCUUACUAAUGUAUCUUCAGAACUGUUUUUUAUAAUCUGGAAAAUUUGCAGAUAGAUUCACUCUUUUUCUUACUGUCUCUUGCAUUCCUUCACCACUACUUUAACCCCCCCCCCCCUUUUUUUUUUAUCUUUUUUUUUAUACUCUAUAUCAUUUGUACAUUGUGAAGACAUCUGUAUCUAAUUCCACCAAUCAUUUCUCUUUACACUUAUUCAUCACCUCAGAACCACAAACCUCUGCUGUGCACUCUAGAACUGCAUUCUUAAAUAUACCCCAUAGCUUGUUCAGACCUCAGUGUUACUUAAUGCUCCUUAGACCACCUUUCUUCCAGUUGUUGCUUAUAUCAUCCUCCACCUUACUCUGCCUCCUUUUCAUUGUUUCGUUUAGUUUCACUUGUGUUGUAAGCACUGACAGAGGUGCCCCAUCUACCUCUUACUCUCACUGUUGGUACCACUAAAUAAUGAUCUGAUGCUCUGACAUUAUUAUUAUUAUUAUAAUCAAAAAGAAGCGCUAAGCCACAAGGGCUAUACAGCGCUGCUGCUCUGACAUUAAUUUCUAAAACAUGCACAUCUAGAUACCUACCCAUCAACUUUUUAUCUAGUAAACGGCAGUCGCUGCAAGUUUUAUCGUAUCUCACACUUAUCUGCCUUCUUUUUUUUUUUCCUUUAAAUAGUUUUACCCAUUAACAAACCUCUUUCUAUAUAAAAAGUCCCCAUUAUCAUGUACUCACAGCACUCUGAAUUUAUCUAAUACCAGAUGCCAUAUACAGCACACACUAACACUUCAUCAUUUAGGUCUAACAAAACAUUAUUCCUGUUGGUUCCAAAAAUAUCCACACAUUUGCUUCACAAACACAAUUUUUUUUUUUAUACUGGUGAUAAUUUUAUAUUGCAUGAGGUCAGUUUACACUUGGAUAUGUUUUUAAUAACUAUUUUUAAUGGUAUUUGCGUUGUAGAGACAACAUUGAAAAUAUUGCUGUUGCACUAGUCAUAUGUUUCUUAUAUUGUCUGACCGCUCACUGAUGUUGAUAGUAAUUUUAUGCAGAAAAAUUUCUUGAUUUUUUUUUAUUUUAUGAAUUUCCAAUGUAUUUUAUUAAUUGACAAUAAAAAUUUCUUUUAACUAUU